ACAAACAGCCGAAGGAGGUAAAAGCUAAACAGAAUGAAUACAAUAAGAAAAACAAGCAGAUAAUUAAAUAUCAUGUCAUAAUAUUUAAUAAAGUAAAAUGUGAAUGACAGAGAGUGAAGUGCACAACAAUUUAAAACACACAAUAUACGAGCAACACAAUGAACAAUAUACUUCAAACAAAGUUUCUACACGGAGAGUUCUGAUUGGUCGCUGCAGCUCGCUACGUCACCCAAGCCUCCACAUUGGUCGCUUUAAUUAAAAAGAAAAAAGAACUAAAGUCGCCUCGGUUCACAUCCAACAUCCUGCAGCUGUGUUCAUUCCUGUAAUCUGUAGAUUGUUUUGAUAUUGUGGUUUAAGUUUCUCCGGUCUCCAGCUUGUUGAGUGCGCAUGUGCUCUUUGAGCGUAUCAAACUUUGUGCGCAUGCGUUCGUUAAAUAAAAGUAGCGUGAGAUUAGAGCGCGAGUGUUUUAACGUGAGUUCCUGAGCGGAUCGGCGCACCGGACCAUCUUCUCUCCGUUUCUCCGGUUUGUGUUCAGCGAAGAAGAAUCAAAAAGGCUCGUUAGUUUCCUCCUUCAUUGAUCUGCAGAGCCGGAAGUUGUCAGAGUCGAUGAGCAGAGUUUCUACAGUUUGCGAACAGUGACGGACUGAAGGAAAGACCCCACGUGGAGUCCACAGAGAUGCCCGCCCGGAUGGACGACGUCAUGCGUUUGUGCUGUGAAGUAUCGGCUCACGAGGAGAUCAAGGUCGCCGUGAAGAACUCCACCAAAGGGGCGAUGGUGGCGGGAGGAUCUGCGUUUGUGGGCGGGCUGCUCGGCGGACCUCCGGGGAUCGCUGUCGGCGGCGCCGUCGGCGGCCUCCUGGGCAGCUGGCUGACCAGCGGGCAGUUCAGACCGCUGCCUCAGAUCCUGAUGGAGCUGCCUCCCCCGCAGCAGAGGCAGCUCUACGAGUCCAUCACGGCCGUCUUGGGGAACCUGGACUGGACGGACGGGGCCCAGCUCAUCUCGCUCGUGAUGGGGAACUCCACCCUCCAGCAGCAGGUCGCCGCGGCCUUAAUUAGCUACGUCACCAAGGAGCUGAAAGCGGAGGUGCGCUACAAGGACUGAGGGAUGGUUCCACGUGGACCUGACCUUUGAACUGAAUCACGGACGUCUCGCAGCUCACACAGACGAAGUUCUCAGUCAUGUUUGUGCAGCACUGAUGUCUUUGUUACUUUGGCUUUUUUAAUCCCUGCAUGGGAGCAGCGUGUAAUUUACUCAGGAUUCCCACACUCUGCAUCAGCGUCUUUUUAGAGUGCUGCUGCUCUCAGAUCUCAAGCUUUUCGGCUUCUUUGACUGACAGCUCAGUGACCACCUCAGCUGGUACGCUGUAAAAUGAUUAAACGCCCCCCGAAGGCCGAGGGCUGGUACUACACCUUUUUUAUCAUGUUUUUACUGCAGCGUGUUAUGACAUCAUUGUGACGCU
Messenger RNA from Neolamprologus brichardi, 1460 nucleotides. Its product is annotated as protein C19orf12 homolog. Lineage: Eukaryota; Metazoa; Chordata; Actinopteri; Cichliformes; Cichlidae. The record is from RefSeq and is a predicted model, not a curated record.